UGAACGACAAAAACCCAUUCACGCAAAAUCCAAGGCUAGAACGGCAACGCAUGCACGAGGACCAUGUCAAGAUUUCCAUAAAGGCGCACAAUUACACCGUUUGCUUGACGAAAAGUCUACAAUUGGACUCUGCGCCUUGUGCGCAUGUACCAGCCCAAGAUGUGGGCCGGACUUCUAAUGCUGCUCUUGCUGAGCAUUGUGAUGGCAGCAGCUUCGUUCUUCGCUGGACUUCUACCAUUGUCAUUAAAUCUGACGCCACGACAGUUGCGCCUUAUAACUGCUCUGGGGACUGGUGUCCUGGUCGGCACGGCGUUGAUUGUCAUCAUACCAGAAGGAGUGGAGACAUUGUACAGAGCUAGCGAAGAAGCGCACAACCACCGGACGAGGAGUUUGGAUUUGGCAUUGAGAGAUGUCGUCGCAUUGGGACCAGCUGUGAGCAACGUAGAAAUACACGGAUCAUUCCCGCGCGACGGCGUGUUUACUUACGACCCUGACGUGAGUGGGCGUACUGGGCCUGACGAUGGCUAUCCUGGUACGAAUGAAGAUGGAGAAGGCGAUGCACUACACCCCAUCGUUGGAUCACCAUCUCACGACAGUGGAUCGGCAUCAGACCCAAAGUCGGGCAAGGACGAAUCGGCACACCGGGACCCACAUGUUUGGGUUGGCGUAUCGCUCAUCGCGGGAUUCAUCUUGAUGUAUCUGAUCGAUACUUUGCCCGAACAGGCAAGUACGUCUCUAAGCCAGCAACCCCAGCGGUUCCCCAUCAGCCUGAACUCGUUCAGCUUCAACCGUUUACGCUCUUUUUCAAACCCAAUCAUCGAGGACGAGUCAUUGGACGAUCACGAGAAUGCAUCAGGCGGGGGCCGUAGCAUCGACAAAUCAUCGCGUCCGAGCUCGACCACCCUCGGUCUCGUCAUUCAUGCAGCAGCAGAUGGUAUUGCGCUCGGCGCAUCGAGCGCAGCAUCAGGAGGUUCUGGAAAGCGAAAUCUCAGCUUGAUCAUCUUCAUCGCUUUGAUGCUGCACAAGGCGCCUGCCGCCUUUGGUCUGACAUCUGUGCUGCUCAAGCAAGGACUGAGCAAGCGCAUGGCUCGCGCGCAUCUGGUCGUUUUUAGUCUGGCUGCGCCCGUCGGUGCGCUUCUCACUUGGUCGGCAGUACACAUCUUAGGCUUCGCGGGCAGCGCAGAUUCCACCGAGGGCGAGUUUAUCUGUGGCCUGUUGCUUCUUUUCUCCGGCGGAACAUUCUUGUACGUGGCCGUCCACACCAUGCAAGAAUCGAGCAAGCCUGGUGGAAGACAUUCGCACGAUGGAGAGAACGGAUACGCAAGCGUCGAGAACCCAUAUGCACCAUCAUCGGCACAGGGCAUUAAUUCAAAGAGCCCGUCGAACAGCGAUGGUAUGCUGAGUGUUUUGGUUACAGUUGGUGGCAUGUUGUUGCCUUUACUUACGCAAUGGGGUCAUGCCCAUUGAGAUGUUCUGAUAUAAUAUGAUGUGGAAAUGUUUCAUGUGCCAAAGAGUCAUGUAGGAUUUACAAUAUCUAUCCAUCCGAUGAGUUACUCGACAUAUUCCCAUGCC
Molecule: messenger RNA, 1572 nt
Organism: Dissoconium aciculare CBS 342.82
Lineage: Eukaryota; Fungi; Ascomycota; Dothideomycetes; Mycosphaerellales; Dissoconiaceae
Product: Zinc/iron permease
Exons: 2
Coding region: 145-1467 (440 amino acids)
Biological process (GO): transmembrane transport; zinc ion transport
Cellular component (GO): membrane
Molecular function (GO): metal ion transmembrane transporter activity
Source: RefSeq, a predicted model, not a curated record